AUGGUUGCCGGCCUCAAAUCCGUGGACUACGAAACGCGUCUCGGGAUGCUUGAUCUCUUUCCCCCUGCCGGCAGCAAAGGAUGCUUGAUCUCUUUCCCCCUGCUCUGCGGCAGCAAACACGGAAUACACUUGGCGAGCAGUAUUCUGCAGUUAUUGUCAUCAUUCUGUGGGUUCGGGCGUCGCCAAUCUAUUAAUCUACUGUUUCGUCAAUCUGAGGUAUCUGCUGCUGACCCGCUGCAGUGCCUAGUGUCGGAGAGAAAAGACUCACAGAAGGGAACACAACAGCUGUAUUCCGAACAAACG
Molecule: messenger RNA, 303 nt
Organism: Opisthorchis viverrini
Lineage: Eukaryota; Metazoa; Platyhelminthes; Trematoda; Opisthorchiida; Opisthorchiidae
Exons: 3
Source: RefSeq, a predicted model, not a curated record